AUGUCGCUUCGAACACCCGUAAUGCGAGCGAAUCAGCUCCUACGUCUGCCUGUCAUGCCAUUGCGACCUCGAGGACCAACAGUUGGAAGACGAUUCAAUUCGACCCAGUCCACUAAAAGUAACCCCAAGGUGCCUCCUCCCUCUCCACCUCGAGCGUCUGCGUCACCGUACGCCCUCGCUGUGGUUGGUCUGUCUGGUCUCGGGUUGGCUUACUACUUCUUCGGUACCGAUGGAUCAGCUCGUCAGACCGGUCGAGAACUUGACUCGAAAGCUCGAGGGGCGCUAGCAGCUGUCGAGGGCAAAGUGGGCAUGAGACGUGGACAAGAGGAUUACCAAAAGGUCUACAACAGAAUCGCAGGCAUGUUGGAGGAAGAGAGCUACGAUGAUGGUUCCCUUGCACCGGUCUUCAUUCGAUUGGCUUGGCACGCUUCGGGCACGUACGACAAGGACGACAAGACUGGUGGCUCCAACUACGCAACCAUGCGAUUCGAGCCCGAGUCAAAGCACGGCGCGAACAAUGGUCUGAACAUUGCCAGAGAUCACAUGGAACAGGUCAAAAAGGAGUUCCCUUGGAUCUCAUACGGUGAUCUCUGGACUCUCGGAGGUGUCUGUGCCGUCCAGGAAUCAGGAGGACCUACCGUCCCUUGGAGACCUGGUCGAAUCGAUGGAUUCUCACAUCAUGUCACUCCCGAUGGCCGAUUGCCAGAUGCCAGUAAGGCCGAGGACCACCUCAGGCAGAUCUUUUACCGAAUGGGCUUCAACGAUCAGGAAAUCGUUGCUUUGUCAGGAGCUCAUGCCAUGGGUCGAUGCCACACUGACCGUUCUGGAUUCGAGGGACCUUGGACUUUCUCUCCUGUGACCUUUUCCAAUGAGUACUUCAAACUUCUCCUCGAUGAACCAUGGGUCUGGCGAAAAUGGAAGGGUCCUGCCCAGUACGAAGACAAGAAGACCAAGACUCUGAUGAUGCUUCCCACCGAUAUGGCACUGAUCAAAGACAAAUCUUUCCGAAAGUACGCUGAAAAGUACGCCAAGUCUGAGGACGAGUUCUUCAAAGACUUCUCCGCCGUCUUUGCCAAGCUUUUGGAACUUGGAGUGCCCACUUCUCAAUUCGCUGGCGAGCCUUGGCAAAUGAGGACCCAGUAA
Molecule: messenger RNA, 1143 nt
Organism: Kockovaella imperatae
Lineage: Eukaryota; Fungi; Basidiomycota; Tremellomycetes; Tremellales; Cuniculitremaceae
Product: heme peroxidase
Exons: 10
Coding region: 1-1143 (380 amino acids)
Biological process (GO): cellular response to oxidative stress; hydrogen peroxide catabolic process; response to reactive oxygen species
Molecular function (GO): heme binding; peroxidase activity
Source: RefSeq, a predicted model, not a curated record